AUGAUAGCGAUUUUCUCAAGUGUGAUAGUUGCGUGUCUUAUUACUUGGGUGUACUUUCGAUGGGUGAACGUGAGUCAGUUUUGGAAGAGACGUGGGGUGCCACAUCUCCCACUCCAUCCAAUUUUAGGAAGCCUCACCUUUUUGCAACGGAAAAAUCCUGCAACGUGGAUGAUAGAAAUGUACCAAAAGUUCAACACGCCCUACGUUGGCAUAUGGCUGUUCUGGAGACCAGCUCUAAUCAUCAAUUCACCGGAAAUAGCAAAGAAUGUACUUGUCAAGGAUUUCGAUUACUUCCGGGAUAGGUUUCUGAGCUCAGGCAGAUCUGAUCCAGUCGGAGGACUUAACCUUUUCACCACAAACGUAAGUAACCACGUCUAUAGCUCACUUAGUAUCCCAUGUUCGACUCCUGCAAAAUAUUAG
Messenger RNA from Pieris macdunnoughi, 420 nucleotides. NCBI's taxonomy places the organism in Eukaryota, Metazoa, Arthropoda, Insecta, Lepidoptera, Pieridae. The record is from the annotation of a GenBank genome assembly.